Molecule: messenger RNA, 779 nt
Organism: Hermetia illucens (black soldier fly)
Lineage: Eukaryota; Metazoa; Arthropoda; Insecta; Diptera; Stratiomyidae
Exons: 3
Coding region: 97-531 (144 amino acids)
Source: RefSeq, a predicted model, not a curated record
AUAAGGACCUGAUUUGGCAACCAAAUGUCAGAUUUCAUUUAAGACAGAGAUGUGCAAAAUUUAGAAAAUGUAUUGAAUACCCCAAAAACCAGGGAAAUGCGUAACAUACUAACAUUAAUUUUCUGUAUCCUUUGUCUCGUUUUGGAAAUACUCGGUUUUCUAUUUGUUGCUUUAAAUUAUGGAAGUGCUUGCAUUCAAGCUGGUGAAAUCACGGAAAACGCAUACGCUUAUAUGAUACUUAUCUAUGCAGUGGCGACCAGUGAUCUGUUCUACACAACCGUUGUUUGGUUCCUGCCCGGUGCAGCCCUUCGAGAUUUUAUCUUCGUAUACCACAUAGGUGCACUAGUUGUCAGUUUAGCUGGCAGUAUCGCGAUAUUUGCGGGACUCACAUUCUGUGGUAACGCCGCCCAAGUAUUUUUCUUUCUAGCUGGCCUAGUAGGAGUAGUUGCUGCCGUUUUUCAUGCCGUGAUAGCUCUCAUUGUAAGAAAAAAAUUGCCUGUCACUUCGAAAUUCUCGAAAGGACAUACAUAAGUUGCGAACAGUAUCCAAGUCGAAAAGUGGCUAUUGAUUAAGGAGCAUACUUUCUACAGAACCCGAAAUGAAUCUGGCAGAAGAACCACCCUCUGAAUAGGAAAUAUAUUCAAGAUAAAAUUUUGUGUUUUCGUGGUCUAAUUAUUACCAAAAGUUGACAAGAGCAAAGGCGUGUUAUUGGCUUUUAAAUUUUGUACCUUAUUUAUUAAAUUUAAUAGCUACAGGAGACACAAUAAAAUCUUAAUUGC